Gossypium raimondii (Peruvian cotton) is the source of this 522-nucleotide messenger RNA. RefSeq lists its product as uncharacterized. Lineage: Eukaryota; Viridiplantae; Streptophyta; Magnoliopsida; Malvales; Malvaceae. The transcript is spliced from 5 exons. Bases 1 to 522 code for a protein of 173 amino acids. The record is from RefSeq and is a predicted model, not a curated record.
AUGAAGGUAAGUCCAGUGCAAUGCGUUCUUAAAAAGAGUGGCAUCACUGUGGUUAGCAACGAAAAAGAUGAAUUAAUUCCUACACGCAUUCCUACAGGAUGGCUUGCUGGAAGAGCCUAUUAUUGCUUCUUGAAUAUUCUGGGUACAAUCAAAUUGCUAUUUCACCGGAGGAUCAAGAGAAAACAACUUUCAUCUGUCCCUUUGAUUCUAGAGGUUUUUAUGGAUGAUUUCUCAGUUUAUGGGAAUGAUUUUAAUCAUUAUGCUUACAAUUUGGAUAAAAAAGACAAGGAUUCAAGGGACAUUGAGGAAUGUAUGCGACGGAUUGAUAGCCUGGUCGAGGAUGACUUCAUUGUUGGUCAAGAGGCACCUACUAUUGAAGAUGAAGUUGAUGUGGGAGAGGAGGAAGUCCGUGUUGUAGUUGUGAACAAGAAGGUCGAGGAAGAAAAUACUGAGAAAGAAUCUGCUAAUAACAUUUUCAAUGCAUCUGAGAUUGUGGGUGCAACUGCUGAUAAUCUAGAGUGA